UGCGAUCUGCUGUAGCAGAGGAUAAAAAAUCCGACCCUGGACAAGAGAGCUUGGAAAGCACCGUUUUUAUGGAACUUGAAGCUUGUCCUUUGAGGAGGAAAACGGAGCGCUGGGACUUGAAACCGGUUACCAGCGAAUGUGGAAGAAUCUUGGUUCCCUUUGGCUCUGCAGAUAUUGCUGAUCAGAUUAAGUCUUUAAAGGAUAAGAUUAAAUAUACAAAAGAUGAACAGUGCCCUGAAAAUAUGUUGGUUGAUGCCCCUGUGAAUGCUCAUGACACAGUCAGAAUGGAGCAAGAUUCUAGCACUGCUUCAGAAACAGCAGUGGAUGAAACAGAGGCCACAACAUCCAAAGAUGAAGGGAACCAUCUUCAAAAUGUUGGUUUCAAUGACAUUAAUCUUGAACAAAGCACUUUGAGACAGUCGGAUAAUGGCAAUGGUUCAUUGAUUUUGAAUCCAGAGAGAAGGGAGCAUUCUUCAAAAAAGGAUAGCACAGACACGCCUCCAUUCUCGGAAGCAGUUAAAGAAAAACAUGCUGAUACCCUCUCCUCAGAAAAGGGUAGAACAAAGGGUGAAUUUCUGUUGAAUAAACUAAAAUCGGUUCUUCUAAGGGGAAAGAGAAAAACGGGUCACCUUGUGUUAGAGGAAACAACUGCUGAUACUACCCAAGAUUCUGGGCCUUGUCCCAAGAUGAGCAGAGUUGACUCAGACACUGGGGUGCUGAAGACUAAUGAUUCAAUUCCGAGUGUCCCGAACACCAAUUUGGGUGUCAAGGAAGAGGCAAGGAUGUCAGUUGAUCCUCUUUUGCAUAUGCCCUAGGCCUGACCCCUAAAGAGACACCAGAGAAGAUAAAGAAAACUGAAGGUCAGGACACUCAACAAAGGAAAGACGUAUCAGAGACACAAGAACAAACCAUUCCUGACAAACAACCUGAAGUCAUUCAAAGACCUCUAUCAAUGUUUCCAAGAAGGGGUAGGAUUAAAACACUCAAAAAGCAUCAAGGCAUCUCUGCAGAACAUGUUAAAAAGAAAUGGUGGUUGCAUUUUCAAACCCCAGCUUCUUUUGCAAGUGAAAAACUCAAAAACAAAGAGUGUACUAGGGAUAAUUCUGUCAGGAACCCUGUUAAGGAAAAAAUGAACAGUGCUUGCUCAUCUACAGAUGCUUUGAACUUACUUGCUGACUUGGCACUCGGUGCCAGUAAUGACCAGGUUCCACCACAACCAGACCCAGCACUUGAGAGAAAGCCUGAGACAAGUUUGAAGAAGUGUGACCUUACAAAAGAUGUUACCAGUGCUGAACAAGAGUCAGUUCUUCAUGCUCUGCUUAAACAGCCUGCUGCUAGACCCAUUCAGUCUCUUGAUUCUCCUUCACCAAGCCAUCUUGUGGGAGGCAGUGAAUUGGUUGAUUUGGUAUCUAAAGAACAUGCUUACUCAUUGCCCCCAUCUUCUUUUCUACUAUUGGGUUUGUCAGGUACACCCUUGCAGAUAUCCCCUUUAAGUGGUUCUACCAGACUGCUGCAUCAUCACCAGACAAUGUAUGGCGAUGGAAUAAAAACACUACAACCCUCUGUCGGUCAGGAAGACCGCAGUGAACACCACAUGAUUCCAGAAUACCUGAGUAAACGCAUGGUACGCAGAAGAAAGUUCAGGCACUCCCGUACCUUUGAUAUCAAGAAUGGAUCUGUCCAAGUCACAAAGCAAUGGGAGGAGAACUAUGACUUUAAUCUAGACAGCAAGUUUACUAGUGACUCAAAGGAUAGAGCUAUCAUCCGAGCCUUGCAUGGCCCAUGGGAUUAUUCCAUUCAAGACACCAGUGAAGAGGUACAGCUCAUCGUCCACAUGUGGAUAGGUCUGUUCUACAGCCGUUCAACAGAAAGGUUCUUUCAAAUUGACUCGAACUCUAUAAACUCAUGUACAGAAGAGAGUGCUUUUUUGGAAAUGUCCAGUGGAAUAGUGUUCAAGGACAAUUCAUGUUCUCCUUUCCUGAGUGUAAGAGACUCUUCAGACCCUUCAAUUUCAAACGCUUUGGACCUUAGCAAAAAAGUUAAGUCUGGCUUGGACGAAGAAUGUGUUAUUUUGGACUUGUCACAGAGAGACUCCAAUGCAAAGAUUGUCACUUCAGAGCCACAAGUUGACAGAAAACAGACUUCUGUGGUGGGUGAACUGAAAGAAGCUGGUGAACCAUUGAACACAUUCAAGUCAUCCAUGGGACUACAGGAGGCAAGCAAAUCUCAGGUUUGGUUCUAAUGUUACUAUUACAUUACAGAUAAACUAUCAUGCAGUUAAUGUCUUUGUCAUGAAUUACAGAUGGUCUUUAGAAUACAGAACAAUUUAAGGACCCGGCUUGUGUGCUUGUCAUGUAGUAAUAGGCAUCUGAAUGGGAGUCACAAACUCAAAUGCCAGCUGAUUGACACUGCAAAUCACCUCAGACCUUUUGGCCGCAGUUCGAAACAGACCUCCGACGGACAUUAAGAGUUCAAUUCCCUUCCCCAUUUAGGUUUACUCUGUCAAUGUACCAGUUUCUACCACCAUCUGAUAUAAAGACUCUGAAAUACUAUUUGGCACAUAGGCACAAAGAAAACCUACACACAGUCAGGACUUGUUAGUAUCCUCACACCCACAAGGCCAGCACCCUGGAUGACUCCAGACAAGGGUAGGCCAUCUUCUAUCCAGUUGUACUAAAAUGAGCUACUAGUUUUCAUUUAGACAAAGCCUGCACAUUUGCCUGCUGCCCAAACAUAUACCAGACCCUUUAUUCCUUUCCUUGUGGGUGGUGACACAAGAGACCCCAUCUUUGUUCGGGUUCAGACUGGCAUAGUCGCUUGGGGCUAGGCCCAGCUACAAAACAAUCCUGUGUAGAUUUCUUUCAAAGCUUGGAUUUAAAGAGGUGUUAUUAUGCUUUUUGGCUUUUUCCCUCUCCUUUAUUGAGUUAUAUAUCUCUUUUGUGCAUGUAACAGGUUUGCAAAGUGAGUUCAAAGGGAGUUCCCAUCUCCCACAGAAAACACUG
Molecule: messenger RNA, 3002 nt
Organism: Micropterus salmoides (largemouth bass)
Lineage: Eukaryota; Metazoa; Chordata; Actinopteri; Centrarchiformes; Centrarchidae
Product: protein TASOR 2-like
Exons: 3
Coding region: 953-2242 (429 amino acids)
Biological process (GO): negative regulation of gene expression, epigenetic
Cellular component (GO): nucleoplasm
Source: RefSeq, a predicted model, not a curated record